This is a messenger RNA of Vidua macroura (Pin-tailed whydah), 3094 nucleotides long. RefSeq names its product peroxisomal biogenesis factor 26 (gene PEX26). The coding region runs from base 88 to 984 and encodes 298 amino acids. Gene Ontology annotation, molecular function: ATPase binding; protein-containing complex binding. The transcript has 5 exons. The record is from RefSeq and is a predicted model, not a curated record. NCBI's taxonomy places the organism in Eukaryota, Metazoa, Chordata, Aves, Passeriformes, Viduidae. Gene Ontology annotation, cellular component: peroxisome; peroxisomal membrane. Gene Ontology annotation, biological process: protein import into peroxisome membrane; protein import into peroxisome matrix.
CGUCCGAGCGGAGCGGAGCGGAGCCGGGCCCCGGCGGGGGCAGUGGCGGCGCUGGAGCCCGAGGCUGAGCCGGAGCCGUGCGGGGCCAUGCGGGGCGAGCCGCCCGCCUGGGCGCCGGGGCCGGCGGCCGCGCUGCUGGAGGAGGCGGCGGAUCUGCUGGUGCUGCACCGCGACUUCGCCGCCGCCGUGCAGCGCUGCGAGGCGGGCUGCGACAGCCUGGGCCCCGGCCCCGGCCCCGGCCCCGGCCCCGGCCCCGGCCCCGGCCCCGGCCACGAGAGUUUUGCAGAAGUGAAAUGCUCCCUUUGUGUUGUGGGGAUUCAGGCGCUGGCCGAGAUGAACCGGUGGAGAGAAGUUCUGUCUUGGGUCCUGCAGUACUACCACGUCCCUGAACAUCUGCCUCCAAAAGUUCUGGAGCUGUGUAUCCUGCUGUACAGCAAAGUGGGAGAGCCGCAGGUGAUGCUGGAGGUCGGCAGCAGCUGGCUGAGAGCCCACGCCAACCAGAGGCUCCCCGAGUUCGGGUCGCUGCUGGAGCUGUACCUGGCGCGGGUGCUGCUGCCGCUGGGGCGCUUCGAGGGCGCGGAGGAGCUGGUGCGGGGCUGUGCCGUGUUUGACAGCGAGCAGCAGCUGGAGCUCCUCGGCACCAUCUGCGAGAGCCGCUGCCGCUGGAUUCGGCGGGAAGAGACACGCUCGGCUGCUGAGGAGCAGCAAGACCCAGCCACAGAAACUCUUCUGGGAGUGCUAUCCCAAAAACUCCUGACCAUGUUGACGUUGCUACGUAGAGCACUGAGGUCCAUGUCAAACCACUUCUAUUUACUUCCUUACAAGAAGAUGCUCUUGGCUACAUUUUUGCUGUACCUGGUGGUGGUGAGAUUAGACCCAGCUUCUCCCACAUCCCUGCCAUUCAUUUACAAGCUGGUGCAGCUCUUCCGACAGGCUUGGGCAGCUGUGCUUUCUCCAAUCCAUAGGCCUCCAAUUCGAGACUAAGUGUCUUCCUCCACUAAAAGUGUCACCUUGUCUUGGGCAUGUUACCAGGCUCUUCAGGGGCUGCUCAAAUCUGAGAUGUGGACUCCUGGAAUGUCUUCAGACAGGGAGUGGUGGUGUAUGGAUUUCGAAGCCACAGCAAGUAUUCCUGACAUUUUGCUUGGUCCUGUCCAACACUAGGGUACAGCCAUCCAUAUCUACAACUGAAUGAGAAUCCUCCUUUUCAAACACUUUGGAUGUGUCUCUUGAGUGAGGGUUGUGUAGGCAGUUACGAACUAUGGAAGAAGUUCUCAUCCUUGCAAAAGCUGAGCAGUUCUCUGAACAAGUGCAGUUCCUGGAGGACCAGUGAUUAGGGGAAUAUUCUGUUUUCCCUGAAGACAUCUGAAAAGCCCAGUUCCUGCAGCAUGGGAUUUAGGACAAGCACAUGGAAGAAAAACACUGGAGAAAUUAAAGCCUAUUGCAUUUUGAAAGCCAUGUUUUCUCUUGUGACUGAUGCCUCUUUGGACAGGCACACUGGAUUUUAGUCAUAUUUAAGCCAGAAAGAUGAGGAGUUGGGCCAAAAAGACUGUUGUGUUGUAUCUACUCUUCUUAAUGCAAAUCCCAGCACUCAGUGCUUGCCUGAUGCAUAGUCAUUCCUAGAAGCACUUGGUGGUGGUGGUAAGGAAAUAAACUUAUUUUUUUAAAUUAUAUUCUAUGUUAUUGUCUAGCUGAACAACUGAAGUUGUGGCUUUGUUUUGCUCUUUCCCUACCUCUUGCUUUGUUUAUGUAGAUGUCAAAAAGUCUCUCUGUAUAUCUAGAAUUGCUCCCCGAGCCCCAGUAUCCAAAGUCCUGGGUUAGAUGGGAGUCAUUUAGCAGUGCUCUGUCAUUCAGAACAAAAGUUUAUUUUUGUUAUAGGAGGGAGCACUGAUUUACCAAAAUACUGCUUUUAAACUGUUGUGUGCUGGAGGGGACAAGUUAAAGGUGAGAAGCCAGGGACAAAUUAGCCUCUGUCCUCCCAGCACCUGUGCCAAAAGGGUGUAAACUCACUGACGUCAGCCCAAACUACAAAAUGUUGUCAGAGCAGCCUUUUUGGUGGGACCACACCAAACCCAUGAGAAGUAGCCAGUGAAGAUCCCAGUGUGGUGUCUGACAGCAGUAGUGCCCUUUGUCUCUAGCAAUAACCGUACUCCAGGGUGGUGGCUGUUGCUGUUUUCUUCACACAGGGCGUGUUGGUACCCUCAGACUGUGUGUGAUCUGUUGCUUUGCUCCCCACUGGGACACUUGGCAAACAGUGUCAUCUUCACUACUAAAAACAGUUGUCUGUUUCAUCUCAAAUUAUCCCAAAAAGAGCUACACCCCAGCAUUAUUGUCAGACAAACUCAGGUUAUUCAUGAGUGUAAUAAUGACCUUUCCUAGUUGUGUCAAGAGAUUUUAAAACCCAAACCAAUCCCAUAGCCUCCCCAAAAUUUUUGUCUCUGCCAGGACUCUAUGCCAGGUUAAGUAGCACAUAGCUUUUCCAUAUAAAAAAGUAAUUUCUUAUAUACUCUGCAUACACAGGGAAGAGCAGCCUUUGAUAUUGAUAUUUCAGUUUAUUACUGAAACCAACCCUUGAUGUCCAAUCAGAUAGAAUGAAACACAGAAGCUCUGUCUGGAGUUGAGCUCUUCCAAGAAAUGACCAGGAUCAGUUCUCUGCCCCCCUGCUUUGCAAGGCCUCUGGAGAAAUCCUUGGUAAGCCAGUUAAUGAAAUGGCAAACUUCACUCUGAAGUCAGGCCAAAUUCUUAUCAGAGUGACUGUUAGGUCAUGAACACUUCUUGCUGUAAUCUUCUGGCAUAAUUUUUAGUUGGAUGGCAGAGAUGCUGUUUUGGAGGUUGCUUUGGAUCAGUGGUUUCAGCAGGCCAUACAUAGAUUUUAGGAUGCUGUUAAGUGUCCUUUACUAGGACUUUUAACAUUCAACUUUAUUUUAAGUGUAGGUUGGUAACCUUGACUUUAUCGGACUACUGCUGAUUUAGAAUGUAUAUUGUUUUUAAUUCAUCAUGAGAAGGCAGAAAUAAGCUAUCAGGGUUUUUUUGCAAUUAAUACUAAAACUGCACUAUCUAAUUUUUAUAAUAAAGUGACUACUGAUUUACCUCUGUA